Trachemys scripta elegans is the source of this 9735-nucleotide messenger RNA. RefSeq names its product microtubule associated protein 4 (gene MAP4). Bases 279 to 7721 code for a protein of 2480 amino acids. Gene Ontology annotation, biological process: neuron projection development; microtubule cytoskeleton organization. NCBI's taxonomy places the organism in Eukaryota, Metazoa, Chordata, Testudines, Emydidae. Gene Ontology annotation, cellular component: neuron projection. The transcript has 26 exons. The record is from RefSeq and is a predicted model, not a curated record. Gene Ontology annotation, molecular function: microtubule binding.
GGUCGGCGGCGCCUAGUUGCGGGUGCCUGAGUACUACCCGUUCCCUCCCCCUCCCGGCCGGGCCCGCAGGGAGAGUGACACUCAUCAGGCGGCUCCGUCCAGGCGGCGCAAGCAGCUCACAACCGCCAUCCCUCUCGAUAAGCUGUUUGUGGAGAUUAAGAACACACAAAGGGAACAUCUGCUUUUAAGAUUGAACUCCUUCUGUCUACCAAAAAAGAAAGAUCAGGGACAGUGAGGGUCCGCUGCUCAAUGAAGGAAGGUUACAGAGGUGCUAAAGCAUGGCUGACUUUGAUAACAAUCUCAGUCUUGCGGAUGCUCUGACAGAACCACCAGCAGAAAUUGAGGAAGAAGUGAAACGAGACUUCAUUGCCACCCUGGAAGCAGAGAAAUUUGAUGAUGUGGUUGGAGAAACAGUGGGUAAAACAGACUAUAUCCCCCUACUGGACGAUGAUGAUGCAAAGGCUGGGAGCCAGGAACCAAAAAGCAAACCCCACACAGACGGUGGUCAGGUAGAAAGUAUUUCAGCUGUUGGACCAGCAGUGUUAGAGAAUGGUGACCAUGGAAUAGAAGAUGACAGUACAGUAUUCCCAAGAGAGAUCACGGGUGAAAAAAUGUCCUACAAAGAGUUUCUGGAUCGCAAUGAGACCUGGGCGAUGGACGAGAGAGACCUUUGCUUUGAACCACAGUCAAUAUUCAGACCCAUGGAGGGGACAGAGCCCUUCAAGAUGCCCAGAGAGGAUGUCAUGUCUGAUCAUCUGAUAUGUCCUUCUGAAAUGGAGACUCGCCUACCAUUCACAGAGCAUUUUGAAGCUUCAGAAGAAGUUCAUGCACCCCAUGCAGCUAUGAUUGUACCUGAACUGCCUUCUCUGGGAUCCCCAUAUUCUCCUGCAGAACUUAUCGAUCCAUCUGCCUUCAUCAGCCUGGAUUCAACUACACAGUCUCUGCUGAAUAUAGCAGCACCUGCAAGAGUGACAGUGCCUGAAGAACAUUGGCUGGGAGCUCAGCAUGCUGUGGAGGGGCUAGAUGAAUCUUCCUUUGUAGAGCCACCAGAACCCCCCAGGAUAGCUGAUGCAGCAGAACAAUAUUUCCCAGGAAGUCCAGUGGCUGCUGCACCUGCUGCUGUUCCUCCUGCACUAACAGAGCCUACAGGGGAGACCAAAGCUACUGACACACCACAGGUUGAACCAACAGCGUCUGUUCCAGUGUUGGGAGACGUGUCUGUUCCAGUGUUGGGAGACGUGUCUGUUCCAGUGUUGGGAGACGUGUCUGUUCCAGUGUUGGGAGACGUGUCUGUUCCUGUAGUGGAAGAGCUGAUGGUGUUUGAACCUUCUGUUGAGCAACACAAGUCAGCUCUUAAUGAACCUCCAACAGUAUCGUCUGCCCCAACUGUGGUAAUGGAACAAAAAAUGACGGUCCCAGAAGCCUCUACUCCUGGUGCAGAUAGUAUUCCUGUGCUAGAGAAUGUGGAAGAGAAUAAACCAUCUCCCAGCAAACAUACAGAGCAUCUUCUGAAGCCAAAUGAAGAACUCCCAGAGCUGGCAGUGGAAGCAAAAGAACCAUUGACAUUAAUAGAAACUAAAGAAACCCUUCCAGAAAAAACAGCUCCAGCUGGUGACCUGGCCAUAGUAGAGAAGCUGAAGGACGAGGGUGAGCUUAGUCAUGCCCACCAGACAGAACCUCCACCAAAGAAAUCUCCACUGGAACCUACAGGUGUACCUACUGCACAAGUAAGGCAAGCUAACAAAUCAAGUGACCGCAGGUUUGGCAGAGCAAAACCUGCAGCAGUGCCUGGUGCAGAUGUCCCCGAGGAACUUCUAGUAGGUCUCCCACAACAGAAGAGUACUGACCCAAAAGCAGACCCCUUUUCCAUGGCAGAACUUGGAUGGGUCUCUGGAACAUUCUCUCGGACUAGGGCACCACAUAAAAAGGCAGCCGGGCAGCUACUUAGCAUGCCGUCUGAAUUUGUGGAGAGCCAGAGAGAUGUACCUAGAGAGAACUGGGAUUCAGAAGGUUCUCCAGUGAUUGUGAAGAAGAAGAAGAAGAAACAGAAACAAAAGAGAAACCAGCAGCCAAGAACAAUGGAGUUAGGGGAUGAAAAUGUAGAAGUUUCUAAAGCUCCCAAAGUUCCUCUCUUUGCUGCUGAACUGCAAAAGCCAGACAUCCCCUUUGUUCUGCCUGCUGAAGGUGUCAAAGAGCACUCUACUCCCUCAAGAGAGGGCCAGAGGAAGGGAACUUCAAAUGUACCAAGGGAUGCUAAGGCAGGAACUGAAAGCCACCUCUUAGACGAUCAAAAUAUUAUCUCAAGUCCCACAGCAGGCCAGCAGAGCCUGAAAACUGAAGGACCAGUUAAAUUUUUGUUGGAUGCAAAAGCUGGAAAAGUCAUGAAACAGGAAGAAAUGAAAGAUGACAGUUUGUUGCAGUCUAAAAGCAAAAACAAACAGGUACCCUUGGAGAAGCUAGAAUGCAAGGCAGAACACACUAAGAUGGGGGAUCCUGCAUCAGCACGGACACAAACCAAGCCUAUUGAAAUAAGUUUUGUUGAUAAAAACCAAAAGAUUGGGUGUAAACAUUCAGACCUUAAUGCAUCUCUUUCAAAAGGCAUCAACCUAAAUAAAGUGGAAACUCCUUUGGAAGCCAAACCUGUAGAAAUUAGCCUUAUUGAUGAAAAUAAGGAGAUUAAGUGCAUAUCUCCCAAGCGUGUAGCAGCAGAUGAGACCGUUCCAAGUGAAGUUCAGACUCCCAGUGGGGCAUUGAUGGGAGAGACACCAAAGAAAAGAGGUAGUGAUGAAAAAGGCAGAAAUACUGAAAAUGGUUUCUCUAAGCAGCCUGCUGUUUUAGAGAUUAAGACAGAUACAACCAAUCUUCCUGCUGCAGCAAAGAGAGUCGACAAAACUAAAGAAACAGAUUCCGUUGAUAAAAGCCAAGAGACUGGCUCUAUUACUGCAGAGCCUCCAUUGGAAACUGCAGCAGAUAUUACUAAAGUACCCCUUAUACCAUUGGUGUCAGACAAACCUAAAGAGGGCAUUGCUGGGAAAAACAAAAAGGCUGACUUCAGUUUUUCAGAGCAGCCAUUUCUUUUGGAGACUAAGACGGAUACAGCCAAACUUCCUGCUCCUGCUGAGACAGUCGACAUAGAUAACAUAGAUUUCACUGAUAAAAGCAAGCAGACUGGAUUCGAUCAUCCAACUGUGACAGAUAAACUGGUUACAGAUAAACCUAAAAAGAGGGGUAGUGAUGGGAAGAACAAAAAGGUUAAAAAUUCCUCUGGGCAGCCAGUUCUUCUGGAGGCUGAGAGAGACCCAGACAAACUUCCUGCUGUAGCUAAGACAGCUGGCAAAACUAAAGAAAUAAUCUUUACUGAUAAAGACAAAGAGCCUGGCUUUGCUAUUGCAGAGCAUUCAUUGGAGGAUAUGACAGGUCCCAGUACUGCAAAGGUGGCAGAGAAGCCUAAGAAAAGGACUAGUGAUGGAAAAAACAAAAAGGCUGAAAAAGAUUAUUUCCAGCAGCCAUUUUUUCUGGAGGCUAAGGAAGACAUAAGCAGUCUUCCUGCAGUAAUGGAGAAGGAUGACAAAACUAAAAAAAUAAGUUUCACUGAUAAAGGUAAAGAGACUGAUUUUACUACUGCAGAUCCUCUGUUGGAGGGUGCAACAGCUACAAUGGAGGUACAAGGUCCCACUACAAUACUGGUAACAGAAGAACCUAAAAAUGAUAUUACUGGGAAAAGUGAAAAGGGUGAAUUCAAUAUUUCAGAACAGCCACUUCUUUUGGAGACUAAGCCAGAUGUGGCCAAACUUCCUGCUCGUGCUGAGACAAUUAGCAAAACAAAGGAAGAUAGUUUGAUGGAUAAAAGCAAAGAGACUGGAUUUACUGCAGAUUCCAGUAGAGCACUGAUGACUGACAAACCUAAAGAGAAGGGCAGUGAUAGGAAAGGCAAAAAAGUUGAAAAAAGUUAUUUUGAGCAGCCUUUUCUUCUGGAGACUAAGACAGACACAAGCAAGCUGCCUACUGUAGUGGAAAAGGCUGAAAAAAGGAAAGAAAUGGGUUUUGCUGAUAUAGGCAAGGAGCCUAUCUUUACUACAGCUGGGCAUCAACUGGAGAAUUUGACAGCUACAACCAAGGUACAAGUUCCCGCUAUGAAACUGAUAACAGAAAAACCUAAAAUAAAGGAAAGUAAUGAAAAAAGUUUCUUUGAACAACUUGUUCCCUCAGAUUAUAAAAUGGACACAGCAAAGUCCGAAACACGCAUCAAAACUAAAGAAAUUCAUUCCUCUGAUAAAGGCAAGGAGACUGAUUUUACUACUUUAGAGCAGCUCUUGGAGGAUAUAAGCGAUGCAGCUAAGGCACACGUUCCCAUUACAGAACUGGUGGCAGACAAACCUAAGAAGAGGUGUAGUGAUGGGAAAAGCAAAAAGCUUGAAAAUAGUGCUGAGCACCUUGCUGUCUUGGAGGCAAAGACAGACUCCGUUAAACUUCCUGCAGUAGUCGAGGAGGCCAAUAAAAUUAAAGAAACUCACUCCACUGAUAAAGGCAAGGAGACUCAAUUUACUACUUCAGAGCAUCUGUUGGAGGAUAUAAUAGAUACAGCUAAAAUACAAACUCCCAUUACUCCACUGGUAACAGGAAAACCAAAAGAGAAUAAUAAGGGGAACAGCACAAAGGCUGAUGUUGGUUUGGAAAAGCCAUUUCUUUUGGAGACUAAAGUAGAUGCAGCCACACUUCCUGGUGGUGCUGAUGAGAUAGUCGACAAAACUGAAGCUGUAAGUUCCACUGAUACUAUUUUAGAACAUCAAACGAUGACAGAUCCCAGUCCAGCACUGGUGACCAAUAAGUCUAAAAAGAGGGGUAAUGAUGGAAAAAACAGAAAGGCUAAAAAUGCCUCUGAGCAGCCAGUUCUUUUGGAGACUAAGACCGACAAAAGCAAAAUACCGCCUCCCAGAGUAACUGAUCUGGAGUACCAAAUGGAAGAAAUGGGUCUUGUAGAUGAAAACCAAAAUAUUAAAAAUUUCCCCUCUGAGCAUCAAAUGCUUUGGGAUAAUAAGGGUCACUUGUUCACACCCUACACUCAGUCUAGAGCAGUUGGUGUUGGUGUUGACAGAGUUGGCAAAGCUUGUUCUACAGACAAAAAUCAAGGGCUUGCGAGUAUCUUUCCAGAGUAUCCAGUAAAGGAUGAAGGAAGUAAGGUGUCACUGCCUCCUGCAGUGGUUGUGGAGGGCACCAACAAAGAGUCAAGCACAGGUGACAAAAGGGAGAAAAAUAAACACAGCCGUUAUGAGCAUUCAGUCAAACUGGAAGGUGAAGAGGCUGGCGUACAGGCUUUCACUUCAGUGAAGGAGGGUGAUAAAAUCAAAGUGACUAGUGCUGGGGAUGAGAAGAAGAAAGGUAAACGGCCUUCCUUGGAUUCUCCAGUUAAACAGGAUGCCAAGGCAGGAAGGGAUGAAGUGCACACUUCCAUUUUAGCAGAGAUCGAUGACAAAGAAAUAAGUUUCACCGGUGAAAAGCAAAGCACUGAAUGUGCUUCCUUGGAGCAUCUGGUGAAGGAGACAGAUGCCAUAAAGGGAACAGAUGCCAAAUUGACGGACAAAAUGGAAGGAAGUAGCUAUGCUGGUGAGAAGGCUGUUGGAUGCAUCUCUCCGGAACUUACAGUGCAAUGGGAGAAUAAAGCAGAAGCAGUUGUUCUGCAGGUUCUAGCUACAGCGGAGGUGGUGAACAAGGCUAAAGAGGCUGAGCUGGGUGAACAAAGCGUCUCUGAGUGUCCAGUUAGUUUAGAAAAAAAGACAGAUGCAGCCGAGGUUGCUAGUGUGACUCUGAGAGAAGCCCAAACAGAGGAAAUCAGUCCUACUGAUAACAUUAAAGGCCAUUCUGAACACUCAGAAGGUGAUGCUGCUGACAAGAUGGAGGCUGGCCUGAAGGACUUCCAAGCUUUGAAGUCUGAAGAGGAUAACUAUGCAGACUUACCUCAGAAACAGAUAGAUGAUUCUGGACAAAAAGUGGUGAAAGAGAUAAAGAAAGAGGAGAGAGUCAAAGCUACGGAACAGAUAAAAGGCUACAUGAGACCCACGAAGUCAAGAGGGCUUCCUACUCUACCACCAAGGCCUGCUGUCCAAGAUCGAGAGAAACCAAGGCAGCUGAAAGCCAAUGGUAUGAGUCGGCAAAGGCAAGAAAAAGCAAAACCAGAAGAGAUAAAACCGGUGGAGCUUCUGACGGGAAGUGACAUCACAGCACCUCCAAACAAAGAGCUUCCUCCAAGCCCUGAGAAGAAGACCAAGCCUUCAGCAUCCACACCAUCAGCAAAACCUGCAGCAACGAAAACCAAGCCUCUGUCCACUACAAGCCCCAAGCGGCCAGCUUCUACCACAACUGGCCAAAACAAAAAACCCAUCAGUCCUACUGCAGGUCCUACUUCAGCCACUACUCCCAAACGCUCAGCCACCAGUACUACACGUCCCUCCACUUUAACUCCUAAAGACACUAAACCAAAGGUAACAGAUGCGAAAGGCCCAGACAAACGGACCUCACUUUCAAAGCCACUGUCUGCUACGACACCCCGAGCGGCUGUAAAGGGCAGCCCUGCCACGCCCAGGACAACUGCAGCGUCUCCAGCUACAACAGCGUCCGGUCUGAGAAACACUGUUACUUCCCCACCCAAAAGGCCAACGUCUAUCAAGACUGAAACAAAGCUUGCAGAUGCCAGGAAGACCACUGCGAAGUCACCAUCAGCAGACCUGAGCCGCCCAAAGAGUGCGCCUGCAAACUCUACGAAGAGCAGCGCCACUACCCCUACUGCUACAACCCCAGGUACUCCUGCCUCACCUGGAGUCGCCACCAGCCGCCCCAAACCCAAGCCAGCUGCAGCCAGACCCACCACAGCAUCGAGUGCAACUCCAGAAGCUAAAAAACCAUCAACAGUUAAAGCUCCACUUAAAACCAGCACUGUUCCCAAGCCACCUCGCCCAACCAGCAGUGUUUCUGCCCCUGACCUGAAGAACAUAAGAUCCAAAAUUGGAUCAACAGAUAACAUUAAACACCAACCUGGUGGAGGAAGGGCUAAAGUAGAGAAAAAACCAGAAUCAGCCGGUGCGGCGCGAAAGUCUGAACCCAAUGCAGUCUCUAAAAUGGCUACUACUAAAACAACUGUAACAAAAGAGGGGGCACAAAAGCAGCCCAAUGGGAAAGUCCAGAUAGUCUCCAAAAAAGCGAACUACAGCCAUGUUCAGUCCAAGUGUGGUUCCAAGGACAAUAUUAAGCAUGUCCCUGGAGGUGGGAAUGUUCCAAAUGCCCCAAAGCCAGCUUCAGGCAGCCGCUCCCAGCCGUCCAGCGCCCCCAGACCCAGCCCAGGCAGUACCAAUGUGCAGAUCCAGACCAAGAAAGUUGACAUUUCCAAAGUGUCCUCAAAGUGUGGCUCUAAAACGAAUAUAAAACACAAGCCAGGGGGAGGAGAUGUCAAAAUCGAGAACCAGAAGCUGAACUUCAAGGAGAAGGCGCAGGCGAAAGUGGGCUCUCUGGACAAUGUCGGACACGUGCCAGCAGGAGGCACAGUGAAGCCUGAGGGGAGCGAAGAGGGAGCGCUGCUGGCGCAGGCCCCUCAGAAUGGAGAUGUGACGGCGCCCCAGGCAGACAGUGAAAUGCGGGAGAACGGAGUAGGGCCGACUGCGCCCGCUGUGGGUGGUGGUGACCAAAGGGAAAUUCAGAGCUUCGGCACUCAGAUACAAGAAACAAAUUGAAUCCCACAAACUGACGUUCCGUGAGAAGGCCAAGGCUCGCACGGACCACGGAGCGGACAUCAUCGUCUCCAAACCCCCCAACCUUUCCAGCAGCACUUCCCCCUGGUGUAGCACGUCCGUCAGCGAGCGCCUGGGCUCCAUCACCUCCUCGUCACCGCUGCAACAGCCAGCUCCCCAUGCAGACGACCUUUCUGCGGUGCUUUCUCUGCAAGGCUUGUGACUGUCCCCACUCGCCCCGCCUCCCGUGUGCUUCCCAGAGUAACUCAGCUUGGAUCCCUUAACCCGGCACUUGGCUUUAAGUGGGAAGGGGACAGCGUUUUAGCAGGGCUAGCUUCCCUUUCAGUGGUGCUGCCUGUCAACGGGGCAACGUAGUUGUUCACCCAAACAGCCCAGGAAUCAGGUUCAUUUCCUAGUGACGCUGGCUCCGCCUGCCCCAGUGUGUCUCAGGCUCUGGUGAUCCCGUGUUGGGUGGAAAGGGGAUCCUUUCCUCGCCUCACCUCCAAUCCUCUUGCUCUUAGGAGGGCACCAGCGUGAGUCUGAAUGACGUGUUUCGUAGGGACAGGCAGCUGGAGAUCUCUAGACUAAACAUGUGCUUAAAGCCACUUCUCGUUCUGGGGAGGGUGCCAAGCCUCAUUCUAUGGCUGCGUUUGGGCGGAAGUGUUGGGGCUGCACUAUGAGUGGCCAAAGCCAGGCCGGAGUUAAUGGGGAUAAGCUGUGAUCUUUCUCUUUUUUAACUUUUCCUCCUGCUGCUUCAGUUUCGGCUGUUCCUAUUUAAUGAUUAUCGAUAUUAUACACACACAUUAGGCUGUUUUAACUGUUGACUUUAACCUUUUCUUUUUUUUUUUUUUUUUGUGACGAAGUGUUGAUGAUUUAUUGUGCUAUGACCAUGCUAAGUUUCCUUUUCUCUCUUUCCUUCUUUUCCUAACCCUAGGAAUAAAGACAUUAACCGCUGCUGCAGUGCUGGCUUCUUAUCGACAUAUCCAGCAAUUGUAACUGUUGUUUUUCUUUGUGUUGUUUUAUUUUAAAUAUUUUAAAAUGAUGGAGCAAAUUCAUGGGAUUAAGCCAUGUCUGAAAGGAAAGGCAUAAGAAUGUGCUUUAAAAAAAAAAAAAUCUCUUGCUGUAACAGUUCAACUAAGCCUUGUAUUGACUGCAACAAGCGAUGCUAAGGGGAUGCUUAGAGAACCUCCUAUCGGGGUAAAUAACCAAGCCCGAGAGGAUGCCCUGGCACCUUUGUAGUUGCUUCUAUUGGAUUAACAAAGGGCGCAAAGUAUAUUUAUUAACUCGAAUAGCCACAAACCGUUUGUUGUUUCUUUUUCUUUGCCAUGGUAUCAGGCCAGGGUUAGGGUAUCAGGCCAGGGAGCGGCUUCAAACAGUAUGUUGCAGGUUAAUGCAGGGUGUGUGUUCUGAUGCAAGGGAUCCAGUGUGAUGUGUAUUAUUUUUAACAAAGGUUAAAUGUAGGGGUAAAGAGAUUACCUGGCUAGAUGCAAUCUGGUGGGAGGCUAGGAUGGGGAAGAAAUGAAAGGCUGCCUCCCAUUCAGGGAGCCAGAGAGGGAGAGCUGAAUGUCCGUGAAGGGUUGGGAGGGGCAGAGUAGGCAGGCUUACAAUACGAAGGCGUUAUAGCCCUGGCUCAUCAAGAGAUCACACACCAUUGUGGUUUGAGCUCCUUGUUUUAUGUUGCGAACAACACUAAAGAAACAAAAUGUAUAUAAAAAACUGGUGGUCUUGAGUCAUCCAACUAACUUAAAGCAAAAAGCAGAAUAACAAAAUACAGGGAUCAAAGCUAACUGAAGACAGACUUCUGCUAAGGGGGCUGGCCUAUUUGAAGUAGGGGGGUGGAGAGGAGCCCACAUCUUCCCCUGCUUGUGGGAAUAUUUCUCUUUGGGAAGCUGACAAUGACACGGAAACCCGGAAUCUGUAUUUACACACAAAGAUUCUUAUUGCACUUGUAUUUUUUAUAUUAAAGUUUGCAUGAUUUCUAAUAAAAUGGCAUUAAAAUGUAAUAGUUUGCAUCCAA